This is a messenger RNA of Daldinia decipiens, 663 nucleotides long. RefSeq lists its product as uncharacterized. The transcript has a single exon. The record is from RefSeq and is a predicted model, not a curated record. Bases 127 to 489 code for a protein of 120 amino acids. Lineage: Eukaryota; Fungi; Ascomycota; Sordariomycetes; Xylariales; Hypoxylaceae.
CGGUAGAGCGUGAGACUCUUAAUCUCAAGGUUGCGGGUAAGUCAAUCCUCAACGUCUGAGAUUAUUUACCAUUAAUGCUAACAUCACACCUUAAAGGUUCGACCCCCGCAUCGGGCUCAAUUCCUGAUGCUUCCCAGUUUACUGGGAUUAGCAGCCUCUAAAUUUUUUUUUUUUGAUAAAUCUUUUUUUUCCCUUCUUUAUCCUUAUUUGCGUCUUUCUUUAUUAUCCUACCUUUCACCUCUCCUUGAACGGUUUUCUACCUUCUUACCCCCCUUUUUGGUUCUUUUAUUUCAAUGUCUUUUUCCAUGUCCUCGGCUCUGGUGGGGUAAAUAUUCCCUACUGUUGGUCCCACAGUUCCUGGAUCGUCAAACGCCAAAUUUAUUUUUACGUGCAUAUGUUAUGCUGAUGGUUUUUUUCUUUCUAACUUGGCAGCCAUCCCCUCACCCCACCUAUACAUUGAACACACCUAUCUCGGUUUGGCAUAGGUAGGGGUUAUUAUCGAGUUAUUCAACAGGGUGUCCACGUUGCAACCUGGUUAUUGAAACAUCAUGGGUGGAGUGGAAUCGCCAUAUCUCGACUUGCUUAAUUUACACUGUGCUUCUACGAACUUCGCUUCGUAGGUACAUAGACAGUCAAGGUUUUAUUUACGACUUCAUCAUUUCA